Messenger RNA from Chrysoperla carnea, 1004 nucleotides. Its product is annotated as omega-amidase NIT2. Lineage: Eukaryota; Metazoa; Arthropoda; Insecta; Neuroptera; Chrysopidae. Bases 135 to 971 code for a protein of 278 amino acids. The record is from RefSeq and is a predicted model, not a curated record. Gene Ontology annotation, biological process: oxaloacetate metabolic process; L-glutamine metabolic process. Gene Ontology annotation, cellular component: mitochondrion. The transcript is spliced from 4 exons. Gene Ontology annotation, molecular function: omega-amidase activity.
AUUCAUCGGAAAAAUUUUUUUUAUUAUUAUUAUUGUUUUAAUGAUAAGAAUAGUCAAGAUUUUGAUAACCACAACAACAUCUUUAUUCAAGCAGCAAAAGUUUGUUUCCUAGCAAAACAAUUUAACUAAAAAAAAUGAAAGGUUUCAAACUUGCAUUAUUACAAUUACUCACAACAAAAGAUAAAACAGAAACUCUUAAAAACGCUGCACAAUGGAUUUCUAAAGCUAAAAACAAGGGAGCCGAACUUGUUGCUUUGCCAGAAUGUUUUAACUGCCCGUAUGGGACUGAACAUUUUGCAAAAUAUGCUGAAGAAAUACCAACAGGUCCAACUUCGGACAUGUUAUCAACGGCUGCAAGAGAAAAUAAAAUUUAUCUAGUCGGCGGUACAAUCCCAGAAAAGGAGAGUAAUCGAUUAUAUAAUACAUGUACUGUUUGGAAUCCAGAGGGUCAAUUAAUUUUAAAAUAUCGUAAAAUGCAUUUAUUUGAUAUUGAUAUUCCCGGAAAAAUAACAUUCAAAGAAUCCGAUGUUUUAUCACCUGGAAAUUCGUUGGGGACAUUUAAAAUUGGUGAAUGUAAAAUAGGAAUAGGUAUAUGUUACGAUUUAAGGUUUGAAGAACUUGCCAAACUGUAUAGGAAUGAAGAAUGUAAAAUGCUUAUAUAUCCUGGUGCCUUCAAUAUGACUACUGGUCCAAAACAUUGGGAACUACUUCAACGUGGUAGAGCUGUAGAUAAUCAAUUGUAUGUGGCGGCUAUCAGCCCAGCUCGAGAUACUACAGCUGGUUAUGUAGCAUGGGGACAUUCUCAAGUGACUGAUCCAUGGGGAAAAGUUUUGGUCACUGCUAGUGAAAAAGAGGAAAUGAUUUUUGCUGAUAUAGAUUUAACUGAAUGUGAUAAUGUUCGUCAACAAAUUCCGAUUUCUAAACAAAGACGGACUGAUGUAUAUAAUACAAUCCACGUAAAGAAGAAUUAACAUUGAGAAAUGUGUUUUAAAUUUUUUUAUUUU